Messenger RNA from Scylla paramamosain (green mud crab), 3337 nucleotides. RefSeq lists its product as uncharacterized. Bases 306 to 1394 code for a protein of 362 amino acids. The transcript is spliced from 6 exons. NCBI's taxonomy places the organism in Eukaryota, Metazoa, Arthropoda, Malacostraca, Decapoda, Portunidae. The record is from RefSeq and is a predicted model, not a curated record. Gene Ontology annotation, biological process: phospholipid metabolic process; arachidonate secretion.
ACCGUGUAUACACAAGUGUGGCAGGGAGAGGGGCGUGUGUGUGUCGCGCACGGGACUGCAUCACUUGGCUCCCCGCACACCCUCCCAGCCCCACAUACCUUCUACCUGCACUCACACUUCCUUCUAGUCCGUGUACACAUCUAAGAGUGUACACCUUCACCCGACGUGUAUACCCAAUCAAAAAAACGUGUAAACCUUCCUGUGUAUACCAUCCGAAGUCUGCAUACGCUUCCCGCAACCCUUCAAACACUCGUGUAUAUCUCCGUGACUACCAUUGAGCCUAGUCAGCGAGGAGGAAGUCCACAAUGAGUCCGCACAGUGUCACACUCAUGGGCCUCCUGCUCACCCUCGUCUCCCUGCUUCCCUUCCUGUUGGCAGUGUCCGGGCAGGCGCUACCGAACUUCGUGGCGCAAGAUGACCUAAACGACGGCCAGCACGAGAUACGCAUCCACUACAACGGCAUCUCAGCCAAGCAGACCUCCGUGCGCCGCGACCAAGGCAGCGACAGCGGGCUGGUGCUGCGUCAGAUCCACCACCACCACCGCCUCCUGACGCUGGUGUACGUGGGGGAGGCCGCCGAUGACCUGAGCGUGGACGGACUUUCCCUGCGUGACUGUCGCCUGUCAGGGGACGCGGGCGAGGUGUCAGAGUUCAUGGAGAAGUUUGAGGAGGACGCUGCUGUCGCCAGAACCACUGCAGCAGGUGAAUGGUCCGGCUCCCUCAAUAACGUGACCUUCGUGCACCUCAACGAGGAGGAGGAGUUGCCCCAGUACUUGCGGCCCGUCCUUCACUUCAAGAAGCUCCGUGCACAGUGCAGAGAACACCGGCGGAGCGUAAAGAGGGCGGUAAGGGCGCAGCGCCGACUGGAGAGACGCAACAACCAGCACCACAGCAACAACAACAACCACCACCACGCCGUGGCAGAGGGCGAAGCCACCACCACCCACAGCCAUCAGUCCCACUCCAGGCGGAAGCGGUGGAUCCUCAAGGAGUUCUUCAUCCUGCCGGGGACCAAGUGGUGUGGAAACGACGACCUGGCCACCUCCUUCAGCGACCUGGACGGCCACAUGGGCGCGGACAAGUGCUGCAGGAAACACGACAAAUGCCCCCUCAACAUUGCCGGCAUGGCCUACAAGUACGGAGUCUACAACAGGCAUCCCACCACUGUGUCCCACUGCAUUUGUGACGAGAGGUUCAAGGCAUGCCUCAAGAUGACGGGCACCGCGGCGGCUGACCUGGUCGGGGACGUAUUCUUCAACAAGAUGAAGACCAAGUGUUUCAGUCUGGAGAAGAAGAAGGUGUGCACCAAAUGGGCCUCCUGGUUCGGGCCGUGCACCAAGUACUCCAUCAAACAGGUGGCGGUGCUCAGGGACAACGUGGCCUACAAGUUCUGAGUUGGAUCUUCCACUCUCCCUGACCCACUCGCUCCGGUCCCUCCAGUUCCUCUGCUGCUCUCCGGCGGCAAUAAGACUCAAGCACAAGGUGUCCAAGGAGCCUCUCAGUCCUGAUGGAUUCUCUCCCCGCUGGACCUGCGCCUCGCUCAAGUGCUCCUCCUCCCCAUGUCUGGUUACAUGCGGGAGAGUAGGCGACGAAGGCACUGCGCCCAUCUGUUACCUAGCCAAUAAGUGUCCUUUCUUCCAUCCCGAUGUAACUGUCAUUCACCCACCAGGGAUCCCUCAUAUCUGCUCCCACCUUUCCCUAGUGAAUACCUUACUUGCUUUCCUGCUUUCGUCCCUUCUCUAGUACCUCGUUGCCCAUCCCCUCCCCUCUUCCCACUCGCCGUGCCAUAUUCAGAUGAGGUUCCUCUGUGCUCCACUAUCAAGGUACCUGACGAAGAAGCUCUGUUGCCGAUAACAAGUCUUCAGUUGAGAUUGCGUCCAUCAAUGAGCCACUACUCGGAGACGAGAUAACAGAUAGGGAGCUCUCAAAACAACACGAGAAGAUAACCAUCCCAUUCAGGUUUUUCCCUUUUAUGAGACAAAAACAUAUCGGACAAGAUCCGCAUACAUCUUAAGGCAUUAUGCCCACGGAUUUGUUUCAGGGUGAUGGGAUGAGAGAAAGGCCUCACCACCUACUGUUAGUUACACACCCGAGGCCACGUGAGGUCGGUUCGAAUUAACUGAUGAAGCCCAGUGACAGCUAGAGAUGCGGAGUUAGUAUUUAUUUGUUGUACACUGACGACGCGGAAAGAUAGCGUGUAACCAAGGGGAGUAGCUCGGUGCUUCAAGGGGGUGACUUAAAAGUAACAAACGACUGUGUUCGGCGAAACUUUUUGGCAAUAAGUGAGUGUGAUGCCGGGACCCGUGUGUUAUAUAGUACCAAAGCGAUCACCAUCACCACCAUCGCCACCAUCACAUUCAUCCCCAUUAACGCCACAAACCACCACUAUCAUAUCACAACACACAUCCGUAUCACCACAACCACUUCACCCUUCAUCACCACAAGUCACCACCAUACAUAACCAUCCGAGCGCUGCUAGUGCGACGUAUGUUAACAAGUCAUCUUUUCUUAUUGUAAACUACCAUUGUGUACAGUCAAGUGGGGUCUACAGGGAGGCAUUAUGCAAGUGAAAGAAACCCUAAAGCCAAGGAGUGAGCGACGUAGAGAAUGACUGUACAUAUAUCACCUCUUGUAGCGUGAGAGAGAGAGAGAGAGAGAGAGAGAGAGAGAGAGAGAGAGAGAGAGAGAGAGAGAGAGAGAGAGAGAGAGUGUGUGUGCGUGUGUGUGUAAGCUGUAGUUAAGAAGUGUUGUGUGUAGUAAGAAGACUUGUAAAUAUAGUAUGUAAGUUAUGAACAGGACAGUGAUAGAGGAGGAGAAGAUUGAGAAAUACAGAAAUACACACAAACCAAACCACCAGUCACCUCACCACCGCGACACGCUACAUUCUGUACAUAGAAGAAGCAGAUUGAACUCGUAAUAAUGCAUCGCUUUAUUUUUUUGCGUACCGUAACGUUUUGUAACGUUCGUUUUCGUCUGGUUUGUUUGAGGUGAGGAAAAGUAGCAUUCGCCGAGGCCCGUGGCCCAGGGAGGUGCGUGUGGAGGUGGUGAGAAGGUAAUGGGUGAGAGGGACGGAUGGAGUGUCGCUUCACGCUACCCCUUCCCUCCCUCUCUCCCAUGAGUUGGUGAGAGGGUGACACUUCUCCCUCACGCCAUCGCCCCCUCGUCCACCCUCCUUCCCUAGGCCACUGUCGUCCUGGUCGUGCCCUUCGCCGUGCUGUCACCCAACAUUCCCGCAGCCUGCACUGGGCGUUCCUAAGGAGAGGUCCCGUGCUGCCCUCUGCCAUGUACAGUAUUACUCUAUUUGUAGAAUUAAACAAAUAAAUUUAUGAUAAAACUA